Catharus ustulatus (Swainson's thrush) is the source of this 3367-nucleotide messenger RNA. Its product is annotated as zinc finger MIZ domain-containing protein 2-like. The record is from RefSeq and is a predicted model, not a curated record. The coding region runs from base 200 to 3007 and encodes 935 amino acids. Gene Ontology annotation, biological process: regulation of transcription by RNA polymerase II; protein sumoylation. Gene Ontology annotation, molecular function: SUMO ligase activity; zinc ion binding. The transcript has 17 exons. NCBI's taxonomy places the organism in Eukaryota, Metazoa, Chordata, Aves, Passeriformes, Turdidae.
AGCCGCGGGCCGGACGCCAAGUCCCGGCCGCGGAGGGUUGGGGGGUCGCGAAGCCUAUGGGCUGUCCCCCGCCCUGGCCUCUCCGGGGGCGGCUGCCCCUCACCCACCGCUCCACUGCUUCCCGCAGCCCCAGUGACAGACGGUGCCGCCGUCCCGCAGUGCCCGCCGCGGCCUCGGAAGACCCAGCCCACACCUGCUGAUGAGCUCCAUGAACCCCAUGAAACCCUCGCUGCCGCCUGCGCCCCACGGUGAUGGUUCAUUUGCAUACGAGGCUGUUCCUUGGCAACCAAGCACCAAUCAGCCACCGGGAUCCCUCUCCGUGGUAACCACUGUCUGGGGUGUCAGCAACCCCUCCCAGAGCCAGGUUUUUGGCAGCCCCAUGGGCCCUGGGGGGACCAGCUCCAGCACCCCACUGAUGCCUGGCAUGGCAGGCACCAGCUCAGGCAUGAGUUCACCGCCAUUCCUGCCACAGCAGCCCUUUGCUGAGGGGGCACCAGGGAAGGGAUAUGUGCAGCCAAGCAUCUAUGGCCGCAACUCCUACCCCAGUGGGCCAGGCUUCACUGCCAGCUACAAUGGUGGCCCGAGUGGCCCUGGAGGGAUGGGGCUCCCCUCACAUGCCAGCCGGGCCACUGCUGAUUUCACCCAGGCAGCAGCUGCUGCUGCUGUGGCUGCAGCUGCUGCCACAGCCACAGCCACAGCCACAGCAACGGUGGCAGCACUGCAGGAGAAACAGAGCCAGGAGCUGAGCCAGUAUGGUGCGGUAAGAGCCUGGCUGUGGCAGAACCAGGGCACUGACAGCCCCUCCUGCCCUGCCAUGACCCCUCUCUCUUCGUUGCUGCAGAUGGGCACAGGGCAGUCUUUCAGCAGCCAGUUCCUGCCCCAUGCCGGGCCCCGUGGCCCCACCAGCAUGAGCCCGGCUGGCAUGGCAGGUGUGGUGGCCCCCUCUGGUGUCUCCCCUGUGAACAUGAGCCCAGUGCGGGUGCCCGGGACUGGUCCCCUCUAUGGUGGGCAGCGAGUGCCUCAGCACACCUAUCCUGGCCCUUCCCAGAGCCAGCAGCUGCCCCGCCAGGGCCUUAAGCGGGCAUACUCCAAUGAGGGGUACCCAGCACAGCAGUACCUCCAGGGCGGGCAGUACACUGCAACUGGUGCCCAGUAUGGCCCCAGCGCCCCCCAGUCCUCCGCUCCGUCCCCCUCAUACCCUGGCCACAGGCUGCAGCAGAGCAUGGGCCAGUACCUCUCCGCUUCAGGCAGUGCUGGACCCUAUUACAAGCCAGCUGACCAGUUCAAUGGGCAGAGCACCAGCUUCAGCACCUACAGCCAAGCAGCCAUCAAUGGGCCGGGCCGGUCGCUGCCGGGGUACCCCAGCUCGCCACUGGCUGGGAACCCUACGCCACCCAUGAUGCCAGGCAGUGGCAUCCCCGCCUAUGCGUCCCCCGGUCAGGAUGUCAAGUCAACCUUCCUGGCAGACAUGAAGCCCAGCGUUGCCCCCCUGCACCCGUCCCCUUCGGGGCCGGCCCCCGGCGAGGAGUUGCGACUGACCUUCCCGGUGCGGGACGGCGUGGUAUUGGAGCCCUUCCGCCUGCAGCACAACCUGGCUGUCAGCAACCACGUCUUCCAGCUCCGUGACUCUGUCUACAAGACUCUCAUGAUGAGGCCUGACCUGGAGCUGCAGUUCAAGUGCUACCACCAUGAGGACCGGCAGAUGAACACCAACUGGCCGGCCUCCGUGCAGGUGAGCGUCAACGCCACACCACUCACCAUUGAGCGUGGUGACAACAAGACCUCCCACAAGCCACUCUACCUGAAGCACGUCUGCCAGCCUGGCAGAAACACUAUCCAGAUCACUGUCACCGCCUGCUGCUGUUCCCACCUGUUCGUCCUGCAGCUGGUGCAUCGGCCCUCAGUGCGCUCAGUGCUGCAGGGGCUCAUCAAGAAGCGUCUGCUCCCUGCUGAGCACUGCAUCACCAAAAUCAAGCGCAACUUCAGCAGUGGGACCAUCCCUGGGACACCAGGGCCCAAUGGUGAGGAUGGCGUGGAGCAGACGGCCAUCAAGGUGUCCCUCAAGUGCCCUAUCACCUUCCGGAGGAUCCAGCUUCCAGCCAGGGGUCAUGACUGCCGGCACAUACAGUGCUUCGACCUGGAGUCAUAUCUGCAGCUCAACUGCGAGAGGGGGACAUGGCGGUGUCCUGUCUGCAAUAAGACAGCCCUGCUGGAGGGGCUGGAGGUUGACCAGUACAUGCUGGGCAUUCUGAUCUACAUCCAGAAUUCAGAGCAUGAGGAGAUCACCAUCGACCCGACCUGCAGCUGGAAACCUGUUCCUAUCAAACCUGAUGUCCACAUCAAGGAGGAACCAGAGGGUCCAGCGCUGAAGCGGUGCCGGACACUCAGUCCUGCACACAUGGUGCUGCCCAACAUCAUGGAGAUGAUCGCGGCCCUGGGGCCUGGUUCUGUGCCCUUCCCGGCGUUGUCACAACCUCCAGUGGGGGCUGCCACCGACUACAGCACCCCGGGUUCCAGCUUUCUGGGUCCUGGGGGCUUCCCAGAGCCUUUCGCUGCCCCUGGCGUCCCUGGCACCUCAACGCUGAGUGACUUCACACCAGGCCCCCCUUCCAUUUCCUACCAGCCCAACAUCCCAGGUGGCCUUCUGGCCUCUGAGAAGCCUCCUGUGCCCCCUCUGCCUGCACAGCUUCCCCCACCGGGACGAAUGGAGCCGUCCCACCCCACGGUGCAGACGGGGCUGCACAACACUCCCUCGGGCAGCCAGCCGGCCUCCACUCUGCACUCCCGGAGCGCAGUGGCACGGCAACCCCUGGGACCCUCGGCCCAUACUGCCGACCUCGUCUUCCCCCCUGUACCCAGCAUGGCCGUGGCGGGUGAUGGCUCGGAGACUACCCUCGACCUCCUGCCCGAGCUGACGAAUCCUGACGAGCUGCUCUCCUACUUGGGGCCCCCCGACCUCCCCAGCAGCAGCAACGAUGACCUCCUCUCCCUCUUCGAGAAUAACUGAGCCAUCCUUGCCCCGCCCCCGGGGCUGGGGGGCAGCACUGUGUGCCCCUGCCCGCUGCAGAGCCGGGACCCCCCACGGCAGGGGCUUUCUCAAAGGGCUGCGAUGGGACAGAGGGGCUGAGCCACCCCAGAAGCACAAGGCUGUACAUAGUGUAGAAACACUACUGCUCACCUGAGACUCCCCAUAUUUAAAGGCAAGUGCGUCACUGCAGGGCUGCCUGUGCCCUCCUAUCAAUGUGCAAAUGCUGCUGCCCCUUACGCUGCACGGGUCUGGUGUGGUGUGUGGAGCCCUGCUCCCACCUCCCCCGCGCCGAGUUGCCCUGUAUGUCCCCGACGGCUAUUAAAGGAUCCUUCUGCAGGG